CUACUUUUGAUGCGCCCCUUCUUUGCAGACAAUGGAUGAUUUUGAUGUGCUGAAAGUUCUAGGAAAGGGAACCCUUGGCAAGGUGGUCCUGGGGCGAGAGAAGAAGACGGGCGAAGUGUUCGCCAUCAAGGUUUUCAAGAAAGAAGCAUUUCUUCAAGAGGAUGAAGUAGAGCUAGAGAACUCAUUGACAAAGAACAGAAUGGUACAAAAGAUAAGUCACCCCUUUUUAGCGUCCCUCGAGUAUUUGUUUCAGACAUCAGAUAGACUCUACUUUGUGAUGGAGUAUGUGAAUGGAGGUGAGCUCUUCUUCCAUUUAUCCAGAGAUAGGGUGUUCACGGAGGAGAGGGCACGGUUCUACUGCGCAGAGAUCGUCUCCGCCCUUAGUUAUCUUCACGCACAGGAUGUCAUCUAUAGAGAUAUGAAGCUGGAGAAUCUGUUGGUAGAGAAGGAAGGACAUAUUAAGAUCACAGACUUUGGGCUCUGUAAACAAGAAAUCUCCUACAGUGACACGACAAAGACCUUCUGUGGAACACCAGAAUAUCUAGCACCCGAAAUCCUUGAUGAAAACGACUACGGGAUGGCGGUAGACUGGUGGGGCACGGGCGUGGUCAUGUACGAGAUGAUGUGCGGUCGGCUACCGUUCUACAACAGGGACCAUGAGGUUCUCUUUAAUCUGAUCCUGAAGGAGGAAGUCAGGUUUCCGAACCGGCUGUCCGAAGAGGCCAAGUCUCUCCUGAGUGGAUUACUGGAGAAGGAUCCUAAGAAGAGGUUAGGAUAUGGGCCUGAUGAUGCCAAAGAAAUCAUGAGACAUCCAUUCUUUGCUCCGAUCAACUGGGAAGACAUCUUUGAGAAAAAGGUGCAACCUCCCUUCAAACCUGAAAUUAAAAGUGAUGCAGACACAACAUAUUUUGAUCGAGAUUUCACACAAGAGCGCGCACGGCUUACUCCACCACCAGCAGGUACAUUGGCCACCCAGCAUGAAGAGCAGUCUCAAUUUGAAAAGUUCAAUGUAUACACGGAUGAUGUCCCCCUGCAAAAAUAAGCCAAGCAACCCCAUCUCUCUCCAUCUCACUUCUGUUUCGCUUCGAAGUCCUCACCCGACCUCUCCACCCAUUGGCAAUCAUCAAAACAUCUCUUCGCCUUCGUCAGCUUGCUCUGAGCGUCUUGUGGUAAUGGCUUUAGCGACCAGGUUGAGGGUUUGUCGUUGCAGCUUCAAUACUAGCUUAUCAUUGAAUCAUCGGACUACUCUACAUGGAGUGAUGAAACUUUGUGAAUCUGACUUGUGAUAGCAUUCAAACAAUCACCUCUUCAUGAUGCAGUUGACCUCUGACCUCUGAUGUACUGAAGAAGAGGAGGGGUUUCCAUAGCAACUGAGCAUGAUUAUUUGUCACACUUCAUACAGUGUCAACAUACAGGGAGAAACAAUGGAGAAAGAAAGAGCAAUGGUUGCAAGUUGCGAUAAACUUCCAGGAACAUUUGUGCUGCUUAUUUUGUGACUGCCAAAAAGAAGAAG
This is a messenger RNA of Strongylocentrotus purpuratus (purple sea urchin), 1513 nucleotides long. RefSeq names its product RAC serine/threonine-protein kinase-like. The record is from RefSeq and is a predicted model, not a curated record. NCBI's taxonomy places the organism in Eukaryota, Metazoa, Echinodermata, Echinoidea, Camarodonta, Strongylocentrotidae. Gene Ontology annotation, molecular function: protein serine/threonine kinase activity; ATP binding. Gene Ontology annotation, biological process: protein phosphorylation.